This is a messenger RNA of Brettanomyces nanus, 432 nucleotides long. It is a transcript of the gene RCF1, whose product is annotated as Respiratory supercomplex factor 1, mitochondrial. Bases 1 to 432 code for a protein of 143 amino acids. The record is from RefSeq and is a predicted model, not a curated record. The transcript has 2 exons. NCBI's taxonomy places the organism in Eukaryota, Fungi, Ascomycota, Pichiomycetes, Pichiales, Pichiaceae. Gene Ontology annotation, biological process: mitochondrial respirasome assembly. Gene Ontology annotation, cellular component: mitochondrion.
AUGCCUGGUGCUUCCAAUGAACUACCUUCUUCAUAUGAGGAUCCUUUAGAGGAUAUGACUCCAUUUGAAAAAAUUAUAUACAGAUCGAAGCAGCAGCCCUUGGUUCCAUUGGGAUGUCUAGCUACCACGGUGGCAGUUAUUUUGGCCGCUAAAGGUGUGAGAACUGGAGACUCUAAGAGUGCUCAGAUCUGGUUCAGAUGGAGAGUUGGAUUACAAGGUUUCACUCUUGCUGCAUUAAUUUUUGGUUCUAUGUAUUACGAUAAGACUCUCAAGAAGCAACAGAAGACAGAAGAAGAUUUGGCUGUGCAAAAGGCCCGGAUGAGAGAGAAAUUGUGGGUUGAGGAGUUGGAGAGAAGAGAUGCAGAGAUUAAAGAUAGGCAGAGAAGAGCAGAGUUGGCAAGACAGUAUAAAAGAGACCAGGCCGAUAACUGA